AUGCCUAUCCCCCAACCCCACGGUGGUAACCUUAAUGAUCUCGUUAUCCGCGACGCAGCCAUCAAAUCCGACUUAUUGAAGGAGGUUGCAACUCUUCCUUCGUUGGUGUUGACAGAUCGUCAGUUGUGUGAUUUGGAGUUGAUUCUCAACGGUGGAUUCUCUCCAUUGGCAGGCUUUUUGAACGAGGAGGACUACAACUCUGUGGUCUCCGACUUGAGAUUGUCCUCAGUCAAGGGUGCAAAUGGUAAGGGCUUGGUUUGGCCUAUCCCAAUCACCCUCGAUGUGGACCAGUCCACCGCCUCCAAAUACUCCACUGGUACUAGGGUCGCUCUUUUGGACUUGAGAGAUGAAACUCCAUUGGCUAUCUUGACAGUGGAAUCCAUCUACAAGCCAAACAAACAGCUUGAAGCUGAGAAGGUGUUCAGAGGUGACCCGGAGCACCCUGCCAACAGAUACUUGUUCGAGCAGGCUGGUGAUGUUUACAUUGGAGGCUCUCUCCAGGGUUUGAACUACCCCAAGCACUACGACUAUGUGGAGUUCAGAAAGACACCCACUGAGUUAAGAAAGGAGUUUGGCAACCUCGAAUGGAACGAUAAGAACAUCGUGGCAUUCCAGACCAGAAACCCUAUGCACAGAGCCCAUCGUGAAUUGACCAUUAGAGCUGCUAAUGAUAUUGGUGACAAGGGACGGAUCUUGAUCCACCCAGUGGUUGGUUUGACUAAGCCAGGUGACAUUGACCAUCACACCAGGGUCAAGGUCUACCAGCAAAUCUUGAAGAAGUUCCCUGACGGCUUGGCCACCUUGUCGUUGUUGCCAUUGGCCAUGAGAAUGGGUGGUGACCGUGAGGCCUUGUGGCACGCGUUGAUCAGAACCAACUACGGUGUUGAUCACUUCAUUGUUGGAAGAGACCAUGCUGGUCCGGGUAAAAACUCCCAGGGUGUUGAUUUCUACGGCCCAUACGAUGCUCAAGACUUGUUGGCUAAUUACGAAGACGAACUCACCAUCAAGAUCGUCCCAUUCAGAAUGGUCACCUACUUGCCCGAGGAAGACAGAUACGCUCCAAUUGACACUAUCGACCUCAACAAGGUCAAGACCGCCAAUAUUUCUGGUACCGAAUUAAGAAAUAAGUUGAAGACCGGGGAUGAUAUUCCUGAAUGGUUCUCGUACCCAGAAGUUGUCAAGAUUUUGCGUGACACCAACCCUCCAAGAUCCUCUCAAGGUUUCGUCGUACUCAUCGACAGCAAUGAUAAGUUGGGCGAGUACUUGGGAUAUGCCUUGCAAUCGAGUUUGAACCAAUUUGAUGGCAAACGUAGAAUCACCAAGUUGACCGAUGACAUUUCUCCAUUUGUGGUCAACGAAUUGGUUCUUGCGGGCUCUGGUGUCAUCUUGCCAACCAAGUCUGCCGAAGUGACCCAAAAAAUCACCAGCACUGUUGGUAAGGGUAACACCAUUAUCGUGAAGUCCAGUGGUGAUUUCGGUGAGAAUGAAUUCAAUUUGGUUGAAGAUUUGAAAGAAGUCAUUGGCCAGGUUGUGGAGCAUUUGAAGCAACAAGGCUUCUAUUAG
Molecule: messenger RNA, 1563 nt
Organism: Suhomyces tanzawaensis NRRL Y-17324
Lineage: Eukaryota; Fungi; Ascomycota; Pichiomycetes; Serinales; Debaryomycetaceae
Gene: MET3
Product: sulfate adenylyltransferase
Exons: 1
Coding region: 1-1563 (520 amino acids)
Biological process (GO): sulfur amino acid metabolic process
Cellular component (GO): cytoplasm
Molecular function (GO): sulfate adenylyltransferase (ATP) activity
Source: RefSeq, a predicted model, not a curated record